AUGAGGGGAAUUGAGUAUGAUAAUGGGCAACGUAGGGUCGGUGGUAGGUCUGGGGAGCUGCAUCGUAAGGCUCUUAGUGAUGUGACGUCUCAGGUUUCGAAUAAGGUUUAUGGUGGAGGUAAUACUUGGAAGAGUUCAGGAAACUCUUUUAAAAACGGUGCUGCCAAGCCCUCAGGUGGGGCCAGUGCUGCAGUUGAUGAUACAGGGUAUGGUUUCUUUGGUCCUGGUGGGGACGAUUUGGUUGUCGAGGAGGAUUCUUUAACUGAGGAUGAAGGGCUCGAUAGGUUAUACUCGAGGAAUAUUCUGGAGAGACAGCAGAUUAUUGAUUUGGAUACGUAUGCUGAGAUUGUGGACGAUGAUCUAGAGAGUGUGGACGACCAAUUGAGCGAUAAGUUCGAAGGACAGAUCGAUGAGGACGAGGUAAACGAGGAUGAGGAUGAAGAGGAUGAUUUUGCGGAAACCGCAAAUAGAGAACCUCUGUCUCCUAUGCACAACGAGGAAAUACAGGAAACUUUAGAUGCGGCAUUCAAGGAAUGCUACAGGGACACUCCAGACCCCAUGGAUGACGACACCUACGACGUGGUGAUGGUGUCAGAACUGUCAAAUGAUAUCUUCAAGUAUUUGCGUGAAUUGGAACAGAGAUAUAAGCCAAACCCUUACUACAUGUCGAGUCAAUCGGAAUUGAAGUGGUCAUACAGAAGCACGUUGAUAGACUGGAUUGUACAGGUCCAUGCUAGGUUCCAACUGCUGCCGGAAACUUUAUAUCUAACGGUAAACAUCAUCGACAGAUUUCUGUCGAAGAAAACUGUAACUUUGAAUAGAUUCCAACUAGUAGGUGCAGCUGCAUUGUUCCUGGCUGCAAAAUACGAAGAAAUAAAUUGCCCAACAUUGAAGGAUAUAGUGUAUAUGCUGGACAAUGCAUAUACAAAGGACGAGAUUAUUAAAGCUGAACGAUUUAUGAUCGAAACUCUAGAUUUCGAAAUAGGCUGGCCAGGCCCAAUGUCCUUCCUAAGAAGAAUAAGUAAAGCAGACGACUACGAGUAUGAUAUCAGAACAUUGGCGAAGUACCUGCUGGAAAUAACCAUAAUGGACUCAAGACUAGUUGCUGCCCCUCCAAGUUGGUUAGCUUCAGGUGCCUAUUUUUUAAGUAAAAUCAUCCUAGGAUAUAGCGACUGGACUAUACAGCACGUCUACUACUCUGGAUAUACCCAGGAACAGAUAUUCCCAUUGGCAACAACCAUCCUAGAAAACUGUAGAGAUGCCUCAACUAAACAUGAAGCCAUCUGGAAGAAGUAUUCUGAACGUCGCCAACAUAGAUCUGCUCAUAUCGUAGCUAAAUGGAUAACCUUAGCAGAAAGAAAAAUAGAACAAUCAGCAUGA
Vanderwaltozyma polyspora DSM 70294 is the source of this 1380-nucleotide messenger RNA. RefSeq names its product B-type cyclin CLB3 (gene CLB3). The transcript has a single exon. Gene Ontology annotation, biological process: mitotic cell cycle phase transition; regulation of cyclin-dependent protein serine/threonine kinase activity. The coding region runs from base 1 to 1380 and encodes 459 amino acids. Gene Ontology annotation, cellular component: nucleus; cytoplasm; cyclin-dependent protein kinase holoenzyme complex. The record is from RefSeq and is a predicted model, not a curated record. Lineage: Eukaryota; Fungi; Ascomycota; Saccharomycetes; Saccharomycetales; Saccharomycetaceae. Gene Ontology annotation, molecular function: cyclin-dependent protein serine/threonine kinase regulator activity.